GCUCGAUGAUCAACAGUGAUUUGAUCUCCCUCUUGGUACACACUCAGCAUACUUAAAUGAGAUUCCCAAUUUGAUUGGAGAUUUUGACUUCUAGCUUUAUUUUGGUGAUGAUUAAUACAUUAGUGAUCCAACAAUUUUAUUCUUGAUGAUUUAUUGUUUUAAUUUCCAGCAAAUUUCUCCACCCGCCUUCAGCUUUGAGCGUUGGCAAGAGGAAACCUGUUUUAUCCAAUGGAUACUUUAUUCUUUGUUGGAGGUUAUCUUUUAUCUCCUAUAUAUGAAAUGCUAUCAGAAAAGUUGAAAGAUUAUGUAGGUGAUCAGCUAUGGAAUUCGGAUGAGGAAGUACAUCCCCAGAUGGAACACUGGAAGAUUCUAUUGCCCAAAAUCACUGCUGUACUUCAACAUGCAGAAGAAAAUCCAGUUGCCAACCAGUUCGUGAAGUUACAUCUUGAUGAUCUCAAGGACUUGGCUUAUGAUAUGGAGGACAUACUUGAAGAGUUUGUGAUUCAUGCCAAGAGGUCCAAAUUGAGUGCAGAAAAUGCGGCCAGACCCAGCAAGCUUCCAAAAAUCAUCUCUAGUGUCUUUUUUGGAUCUAGAGCUAAGCCUAAUCCAAAGCUUGAUUCCAUGGUGAAUGAUCUAAGUGGUAGAUUGCAGAAAAUUCAUGAUGGGAUGCAUAGUUUGGACCUAGCCAAUUUGGAUUUGAAACUUGAAGAUAUGUCUCACAAAGUAGUUGCAAAAAGACUACCUGAGUCUUCUCUUCUUGAAGAUAUCAUGUUGGGUCGAGAUAGUGAUAAAGAAGCUAUUCUUCAGAGGUUGCUAGAAGAUGGAGGCAAUCUCAAACAAGACUUUGUUAUUCCCAUCGUUGGAAUGGGUGGACUAGGGAAGACAACUCUUGCUUGGCUCAUCUACAAUGAUAAAAGAUUGGAAGGCAAGUUUGACUUCAAGGCAUGGGUUUGUGUUUCUAAUGAGUUUGAUGUUGCUCAAAUAACAAGAACUAUUUUAGAACAUGUAACUCGGAAAAGUUGUAAUCUUCAAAGUUUUGCUUUGCUUCAAGAGAAUUUGAAAGGGGAGUUAUCUGGGCACAAGUUUCUUCUUGUAUUAGAUGACAUUUGGGACAACAAAUAUGGCCAGUGGGAUGUCUUGAAGAGACCUUUCAUGUCAGGAGCUCCUGGAAGCAAAAUAAUUGUCACAACUCGAAAUAGGGAUGUUGGGAUGAUGAUGAGAGGAGAUGAUGGAGUUUACAAUUUAGAAUUGCUACAAGAUGAUGCUUGUUUGCCGUUAUUUACACGACAGGCAUUGGGGAAAGAGAACUUUGAUGCUCAUCCUAACCUACAAGAUGUUGGUGAAAAGCUUGUUAAGAGGUGUAAAAGAUUGCCAUUGGCACUAAAAACACUGGGUAGCGUCUUGCGAGGAAAGCUACAUCCUGGUGAGUGGGAAAAUAUAUUAAACAAUGAGAUAUGGAGUUCAUCAGAAUAUGGGAGUGGAAUUCUUCCUUCUCUGAGAUUGAGCUACAAUCAUCUUCCUUCUCACUUGAAGCGAUGCUUUGCUUAUUGUGCUUUGUUCCCUAAGGACUAUGAAUUUGACAAAGAGAAGUUGGUUCUAUUAUGGAUGGCUGAGGGCCUGUUGCAGCAACAGUCAUGUGGAAAGAAGCAAAUGGAAGAGGAUAUUGGUCAUCAAUAUUUUCAAGAGUUGUUAUCAAGAUCACUCUUUCAACAAUCAAGCACAAAUGAAUCACGGUUUGUGAUGCAUGACCUCAUAAAUGUUUUAGCUGUAGAGGUUGCUGGAGAUGUAUAUUGCAAUCUUGGAGGUAGCAUGGGUGAUGAAAAAUUAAAGAAGGCUCGUCAUUUGUCUUUCACUCCACACUUCCAUGAAAUCUCAGAAAGAUUCAAAGACUUGGAUAAAUUGAAGCAUUUUAGAACAUUCUUGCCGCUAAAAGCACUCAAUGACUACAGAAUGUUCUAUUUGUCUAAUAUAAUCUUGGUUGAUUUCUUGCCAACUUUAAAUCGCUUAAGAGUGCUAUCUCUUCACAGUUAUCAGAUAAGCAAGGUACCAGGUCUUUUUGAAAAGUUGAAACAUAUUCGGUAUAUUGAUUUGUCACAUACAAAAAUCAAAUGUCUACCUGAAUCAGUGGGUUCUCUUCUCUUCUUGCAAACAUUGUUAUUAUCUGGUUGUAAAGAGUUUACUCAGUUGCCUACAACGAUGGGAAAUCUAAUUGAUCUCCAUCAUCUUGAUAUCACUAAUACACCAUCUUUAAAAGAGAUGCCAUCAGAAAUAGGCAAUCUUAAAAAUCUUGUAACAUUGUCGAAAUUUAUUGUGGGGAAGGCAAGUGGAAUGAUGAUGAGAUUAUCUGCUUUGAAGAACUUGUCACAACUUCGAGGAAGACUGUUUAUUCUAGAUCUGAGAAAUGUUUUGCAUGUUCAAGAUGCUGUGGAGGCCAAUCUAGACAAGAUCCAUGGUUUGGAAGAGUUAGGCUUGGGGGGGUGUUGGAUCGCUCCUGAUAAUGAUCAAGAUGAAUUAGUACUCAGCUGGUUAAAGCCUCAUUCAAAUUUGAAAAGUCUCAAAAUUUUUAAGUAUGGUGGCAGGUGUUUCCCAAACUGGGUUUGUGAUCCAUUAUUAUUUUUGAAUUUAUCAUCCAUGGAGCUUCGCAAUUGUAGUAGAUGCACUUCCUUACCAUCACUUGGCCUACUACCUAUUCUCAAGAAAUUGAUUAUUCAAGGCAUGAUGGCAAUAAAAGCUGUGGGUCCUGAGUUUUAUGGGCGGCAUGACUCUUUUCGAUCACUGGAGGAGCUAGAGUUUACAAGCAUGCGAAAUUGGAAGGAAUGGACUUCUCCAAAUGGAAGUGAAGGUGAAUUCCCUUGUCUUCGUAGGCUUGUGAUUCAUCAUUGCCCUAAGUUGUUAGGCCAAUUACCUAGCAACCUUUUUUCACUUAAAGAGUUGGAUGUUAUUGGCUGCAAUGUGAAGCUUUUGAAGAGUCUGGUUGAUCUCACCUCACUCACUAAAUUUAGAAUUUAGCAAAUUUCAAAACUGACUUGCUUGCCAAAGAGUUUUAUACAGUCCUUGACAACACUUGAGAAUCUGUCUAUUGAAGAUUGCGAGGAUCUUACUUGUCUGUGGGAGGAAGGGGCAGAAAUAGAACAAAACCUCUCGUCUUUGAAUCUUAAGCAUCUUAGCCUUUUUGGAUGUGGAGCUUUGGAGUCGUUACCUGAUGCAAUGAUGAUGAGGAUGGAUGAAAGCAGUGGCAGCAACAGUAGUAUGUUGAUGUUGAGACUGGAAAGGUUGGAAAUUGAGGGUUGUCCUUCUUUCGAGUCUUUUCCAAGAGGCAAAUUACCCAUCUCGCUUAAACAUUUGAGAAUAGAAGAUUGUGAGAGUCUUGAGUCUCUGCCAGAUG
Molecule: messenger RNA, 3385 nt
Organism: Rubroshorea leprosula
Lineage: Eukaryota; Viridiplantae; Streptophyta; Magnoliopsida; Malvales; Dipterocarpaceae
Source: the annotation of a GenBank genome assembly